This is a messenger RNA of Rubroshorea leprosula, 3632 nucleotides long. NCBI's taxonomy places the organism in Eukaryota, Viridiplantae, Streptophyta, Magnoliopsida, Malvales, Dipterocarpaceae. The record is from the annotation of a GenBank genome assembly.
AUCUUUUACCAGAUUGCGAUAAUUGUAAGAAUCCCAACACAAGAUUUAUGAUUCAAAAUCCCAACAAUCAACAAAAAUGUCUGUAUGUCAGAUGCUUUAAAGUUUUAACCUUUUCUGUUUUGUUCCUUCUUCUCCUUCUUCCCUUCCUUCAUCUUGAGUACGCAACAAUGGUGGUUCUGGUUUCAGUUCAGUUUCAGAGGUGAAAGAUAGGAAAAAGGUGGGAUUUUCAUUCUUUACUGGAAUAUCCUACUGGGGUUGCUCUGCUUUUGCUUUCUGAACUUCCGUUCUCUCUCUUUCCUCCAUUUCCUCUCUCUUCUUCCUCACCCCACCAUGUAGUACCCCCUCCAAGGAAAGAAGAAAGUUCUUUUCUUUCUUCCCAUUUCCCUUCCUUUCCCUCUUCCUCCCACUGUUCCUCUGUCAUUGUCAAAAUAGUGAAGCUUGUUGUGUUUUUGUUCUGUUUUGUGUAUUCUUUCUACAGUACAAAAGAAUGGCCACCAGUGUUGCUAAUGUCAGUGUCAAGGUCUUUGUUUUGAUCCUCCUACUCUCCACCACCACCGCUUUAACCACCGUCUCUCACCGGCACUACCAGUUCCACCGGCGUCUCCUCCACCAACCCUUUUUCCCUCAAACUCUAUUUCCUCCUAUAUAUCAACCUUCCUUUCCUCCCUCUCCCUCACCCCAACCUCAAACCCAUUCUCACCAGCAACCCAAGUAUCCCUCUUCUUUAAGUCCUCCUUCCACUAUCCAAACUCCUUUCUUUCCUUCCUUACCUUCUGCUCCACCUCCUUCACCGCCUUCUACCCUUCCCACUUUUCCCGCCAACAUAUCCUCUCUCCUCCUCCCUCACACCUCUUCUUCUUCUGCUUCUUCUUCUUCUUCUUCUUCUUCUUCCUCCCACCGCCACAUCCUCAUCUCUCUCACUGCAUCCCUUCUCAUUGCUGCUGUUCUCCUCUCUCUGGUUACUCUGUUCCUCUUCCUCCGUAAUCGCAAGCACCGGGGUACAGACAAGGCCUCACGUCCUGACUCCCUCCGGUUGUUCCCGCCAAAUACUGCUCCUUCAGACGCCUCCCAGAAACCACCCCAGAAACCACCCCCAUCACCGCAACAACCGCCUCGCUAUGUGUCGACGAACCACAGCUCGGAGUUCUUAUACUUGGGUACCUUGGCGAAUUCAGGAGCAAGGGUGGAGCCGGAUAAUGCAAGCCAAUCGAAGAAUGCGAGUAUCAAGAUCGGUGUAUCAUCUUCGCCGUAUCAUAAACUUGGGUCUCCUGAGCUGAAGCCUUUACCGCCUCUGCCGCGAGUGCAGACUUAUCAGAGUGGAGAGCAGUUAAUUCGAAGUGGGGAAGUGGUUAGCCAUAAUGACGAUGAUGGCGAAGAUGGGAAUGAGGAAUUCUUUUCACCAAGAGGUUCUUCCGGUCGGAAAGAGAGCCCGCCGGCGAUAUUUGGGUCGAGUUCAAGAAGGGAGUUUCAAGGUGAGAAUUUUGGGAGUAGGAGCUUCAAUUCAAGAACCGCAUCGUACCCAUAUUCCAACUUAUGUUCCCCAACAAAUUCAACAUUGAAUUCGAGCCCUCAAAGCCAGAAAUCAAAGUCACCGGAUUCCGUUAUCGUUCCUAAUUAUGCGGCGAGAUCCAAAACCCCGUCACCGACAUCAUUAUCAUCAUCGUCAUCAUCUAGAACAUUAUCAUCACCUCCACAGAGAGAUUCACCCGUUAGAGUUGCGAGAUUUUCGGGGCAGAACGCGCAAUCCUCACCAAAAACUGUGCCGAUAAAGCUGCCACCACCACCUCCGCCACUUCCUCCACGGCGUUUUUGGGAGAUGUCAGUGAACGGAAAGAUGAUUAGGUACCCAAACUCUGGACCUCCAGUCCUUUUUGCGCCUUCAAGGCCGGUGGUAAUGCAGAAUUUGGCAGUGAAUGAUGAAUUGAAGAAUAAUGAAGGUUUAGAAAGGAAGGAGGAGAACCCGAAACCAAAGUUGAAGCCUUUGCAUUGGGACAAAGUUAGAGCAAGCUCCGAUCGGGCCAUGGUGUGGGAUCAGAUUAAAACAAGCUCUUUUCAAUUGAAUGAGGAAAUGAUGGAGACGCUGUUUAUGGUAAAUGGCACGAAUUUGCCUAAAGAUAAUACCUUAAGGCAGGGUCUCUCGUCUUCUAUUCAAGAAAAUCGAGUGCUUGAUCCCAAAAAGUCUCAGAACAUUGCAAUUUUAUUGAGAGCACUGAAUGUGACCAAUGAUGAAGUUUGUGAAGGACUUACUGAAGGCAAUUCUGAUAUGCUGGGGACAGAGCUUCUUGAAAGCUUACUGAAGAUGGCUCCAACAAAAGAAGAAGAGCAUAAACUGAAGGAUUUCAAGGAUGAAUCACCAUUUAAGUUAGGUCCUGCUGAGAAAUUCCUCAGAGCACUGCUUGAUAUACCUUUUGCAUUCAAGAGGGUUGAUGCAAUGCUUUACAUUGCCAACUUCGAUUCUGAAGUUGAGUACCUAAGAAGAUCUUUUGAAACUCUGGAGGUUGCUUGUGGAGAGCUGCGAAAUAGCCGAAUGUUCUUGAAACUUUUGGAAGCAGUGCUCAAAACUGGGAACAGGAUGAAUGUUGGCACCAACCGUGGCGAUGCCCAUGCCUUCAAGCUGGACACACUCCUUAAGCUUGUUGAUGUAAAGGGAACUGACGGAAAAACCACGCUUUUGCAUUUUGUUGUGCAGGAAAUCAUCAGAUAUGAAGGCUCCCGGGUUUCUGCUGCCAAUCAGAAUCUCAAAGUUGAGAAAAAUCAGCAAUUGACUUUUCAGGAUGAUGUUGAAUAUAGGAAGCUCGGCCUUCAGGUUGUUUCAGGUCUGAGUGGGGAGCUUUCCCAUGUAAAGAAAGCAGCUGCUAUGGAUUCAGAUGUUCUAAGCAGUGAAGUUUCAAAACUUGCUUCUGGAAUCUCGAAAAUUGCAGAAGUUAUAAAAUUAAGUGAAGACAUUCCACUCAAGGACAGUAUACACAAAUUCGCCGAGUCAAUGAAUGCCUUUCUGAAGAAGGCGGAGGAAGAGAUUUUAAGAAUUCAAGGUCAAGAGGGAGUUGCUUUCUCUUUGGUGAGGGAAUUAACUGAGUAUUUCCAUGGGAACUCCGCCAAGGAAGAAGCACAUCCAUUUAGGAUUUUCAUGGUGGUAAGAGAUUUUCUUUCCAUUCUUGAUGGCGUUUGUAAGGACGUUGGGAAGAUAAAUGAACGAUCAAUAUGCAGUUCUAUACGUCCAAUGCCAAUGAAUCCAGCUGUGCCACCAGUUUUCCCAGGAUUCAGUGUGAGGCAGCCUGAUGGUUCUUCGGAUGUAGAAGGCUCACCCUAAUCCUAGUGCCUGAUCAUUUUCUCAUGUCUACCCAUGAUGUUUUCCAGAAACCGGCAUUACUCAAUAUGCAAAGAUGCUAGCUCAUAAAGCAUACUGAAUAUAUUGCAUCGGCCAGGUUUGCAGUUAUAUUGACUUGCAGGAUUUUGGGAGCUAUUUUUCUAUGUAAUAUAUGCAGGGAUGGAUUUAUAUAAGGACUUGAUAAUCUAAUAUACGCAGAAAAGUUGGGGUCUAUUUUGUAAAUCUUAAGAAACUGAACUUAAAUAAAGCACCUUAAGAUGAGUUAAUGUUAAGCUCUUAUUUCUAAUGAAAAUUUUGGACUGGA